Messenger RNA from Lingula anatina, 2191 nucleotides. Its product is annotated as putative Ras-related protein Rab-33. Lineage: Eukaryota; Metazoa; Brachiopoda; Lingulata; Lingulida; Lingulidae. Gene Ontology annotation, molecular function: GTP binding; GTPase activity. The record is from RefSeq and is a predicted model, not a curated record. Gene Ontology annotation, biological process: Rab protein signal transduction.
UUACAAAAUUAUUUGGGAGCAUCAAGGUUAAUUUAUCUUUAUUUGUAAAUACAAAAACACAAGUUGUAAAGGAGGGUAUAACGCGCGCCUGUAGACAAAGGUAUUUCUACAAGCUUGUGCGCGCAGAUAUCACUAUAUUUAAAAAGUAAUUUUGUGCACGUAUCGAAUAGCACUGACGUUGGAAUUUUGUAAAUAUCUUUGCUAUUUUAUGGUAAAUUUUAUGUAGAUACCUACAGUGCAAACGACAAUAUGAGUCAAGAAGACGGCGAAGCCAAGACAGAGGCACCCAGAAAUACCUCCGGUACUACAGAGGUUUUCGAGACGUCAACAACAGUCAUCGUCGAGAAAAAGUCACAAAAGAGGAUAUUCAAAAUCAUUGUCAUAGGGGACUCAAAUGUCGGCAAAACGUGUCUCACGUACAGGUUUUGCUCAGGCAAAUUUCCUGAAAAGACUGAAGCAACUAUAGGAGUUGAUUUCCGUGAACGGACAUUAGAGAUUGACGGGGAAUCAAUAAAGCUACAGCUGUGGGACACCGCAGGCCAGGAGAGAUUUCGCAAGAGCAUGGUCCAGCACUACUAUCGCAAUGUGCACGCAGUGGUCUUUGUGUACGAUGUCACCAAGGCAUCUUCCUUUGAAAACAUGCCCUCUUGGGUGGACGAAUGUGACCGCCAUCACCUGAAUACUGACAUUCCUCGCAUUCUCGUUGGCAACAAGUGUGAUAUGAGAGACAAAGCUCAGAUUGCCACAAAUGUGGCUCAGAAAUUUGCGGACAGUCACAACAUGCCCCUGUUUGAAACAUCGGCCAAAGAUGACUCAGCCUGUGACCACGUUGAUGCCAUCUUUAUGACCCUUGCUCACAAACUGAAGAAUUCGAAGCCGAUGAUGUCACCUAAAUUGGCUGGUAUGGUGAAAAACAGGGUGAUAAAUGUCGGAAAGUCCAGGGAUGGCAGAAGGCUUAGCCAGUCGAGAGAGAGUGAAAAUGAGAAAGAUAUGUGUGGAUGCUAAUGGGUAUGUUCUGAUGGUGGACUUCACAAAAGUGGUUGAGCUACAAGUUAGACCAAGUUCUGGGGCUGGGGACUUAACUCUAGGGAACUAAAGUAUAACUAUAUUUCUAUAUUUUGUAGCAUAACAUGACUUUUUAUAGUCACAUUUUAGUGACUGUAAGUAAUUGAAAAAAAAAAUGACAACAGUUAUACUUUGAAGAAACUUUUGAAGAUAAGUAUGUUUUUGCAGCAUCAAUUAACAGAAUUUAUAUACUACUUGGUGUUCAUUUUUGAUAAAAGAGCAAAAUAAGAUUUACAGUAUACUUGAUGGAAAAAAAGCAAACUUGAAUGAUGGAAUCUGCUUGCAUUUAUUGUUGAAAGGGUGUUGGUUUUAUGUGUUUAAAGCAAAAACCAUCAAAUUUAGGGCUUGGGAAUUUUUGUUUUAUGUUCUGUCCUUCAAAAGAUUUCUAUGUAUGCUUAAGAUAAUGCAAUAUAUUGCCAAUUCAAUAUUUGGCUCAGUUAUUUUGUUAUGUAUGUCUCUGUUGCCCACUUAUUUGUAUUAUAGAGUUUUCUUCCAAUCCUUUUUUCAGUCACUACAAAGUUUUACAACUGAUCUUAAAAUGUUGACAUUUUUUCCAAAUUUGCAUUUUGGAUGCUAUUUAUUUCAUUCCAUUUAUCUUGUGUAUGUUUGCUUACUAUUGUCAGUGUCUGUACCAUUUAUUUGUAAAAUUAAUGUCAAUUUCAAAAUUUUGUGCACUGAGUUUCCUGAUUGCAUUUCUUAUGGCAUUUGUAAACACAAGGCAAGUUAUUGCCAGAACUCCUUUUUGUCAAACUGCCCAAGUUAAUUACUGGCCAUUAUUGCCAUUUGAAAUAUGAAUAGUUGUUAAAUCAUGCUUAAAAUGUCUUUUCCGCCCGUCUUGUUGUGAGACGUGUGAUACACGUAUUGUAAUUUGCCUGGUUGCUGGUUAAGUACUGCAAAGAUUUUGGACAAUUAUACUUUUUAGAUAAAGAUAAUAUUGGAAUAUUAUGAAACUGAGGAUGUUGCUUUGUCAAACAGGGUUGUGCAACUGCAUUUGAUAAAUAAGUACCUUUUUGCAAAUGAAAAAAAAAAAAAAUAAAUUACAGGGCUUUAGUUAUUUAUCCUAGAAUUCUUAUUGAUAUUCACUGAUUGACAACUGUACACAUUUUUUUUACUGUAUGGCAAAAGC